Messenger RNA from Sinocyclocheilus anshuiensis, 2336 nucleotides. RefSeq names its product parathyroid hormone 2 receptor-like. The transcript is spliced from 13 exons. Bases 152 to 1933 code for a protein of 593 amino acids. The record is from RefSeq and is a predicted model, not a curated record. Gene Ontology annotation, cellular component: plasma membrane. Gene Ontology annotation, molecular function: parathyroid hormone receptor activity; G protein-coupled peptide receptor activity; peptide hormone binding. Lineage: Eukaryota; Metazoa; Chordata; Actinopteri; Cypriniformes; Cyprinidae. Gene Ontology annotation, biological process: adenylate cyclase-modulating G protein-coupled receptor signaling pathway; cell surface receptor signaling pathway.
UUCAGUGCAAAUGGAGCUGGAUAAAACCACCGGAGGUGCAGGAACGGAGCACACUGAGCUUUACACACUGAGAAAACACUGAACACAUCAUCUGAGCAAAUACAGUCAAUUUACAUACACAAGUAUUUUAAACGCUCUGAAACCGUUCAAAAUGUGGAUUAUAGUACUGUGGAUAUUUUUGCUUGGUACUUCCGUCGAAGCACAGCAUGUGGACCCUGAAGUGGGAUUAACAGCUCAGGAACAAGUUCUCCUGCUGUAUGACAUCAAACUGCAGUGCCUUCAGAACAUCUCCGAACACAGUCCUGCCGAUGAGGUCUGUUCUCCUGGAUGGGACGGGUUGGUUUGCUGGCCUCGAGGUUCCCCAGGAACAGUCACCAAAGUGCUGUGUCCCAGCUAUGUGUACGACUUCAACCACAACGGAUUUGUAUACCGUCAGUGCGACUUGAAUGGGUCGUGGGUAUCGGUGGAGAACAGAACUUGGGUCAAUUAUUCAGACUGUCUGCACUUCUUGACUCCAGGCAUUGAAAAAGGCAAAAGGGACUUUUUUGAGCGGCUGCACAUCAUGUACACAGUUGGCUACGCUGUGUCCUUCAGCUCGCUGCUGGUUGCCAUUUUCAUCAUUGGAUAUUUUCGGCGUCUCCACUGCACCAGAAACUACAUCCACAUGCACCUCUUUGUGUCUUUCAUGCUGCGUGCUGUCAGCAUCUUCGUGAAAGAUAGAGUGGUGUACGCUAAUGGCGUGCUACAGGAGUACGACACCAUGCUAAUGGACAAUAUCAGCACUGUCUCCAUUUCCCCUCUUGACAAGACUCAGUAUGUUGGGUGCAAGAUCACAGUCCUAUUCUUCAUUUAUUUCCUGGCAACUAACUACUACUGGAUCCUAGUGGAGGGCCUGUACCUUCACAGUCUCAUUUUCAUGGCGUUCUUCUCUGACUCCAAAUAUCUUUGGGGUUUCACUCUCAUAGGGUGGGGUGUUCCCGCUCUCUUUGUAUCAACCUGGGCUGUCGUCAGGGCAACGCUGGUGGAUGUAAGGUGUUGGGAGUUGAGCGCAGGCAAUAUUAAAUGGAUUUACCAAGUUCCGAUACUGACAGCAAUUGGGCUGAAUUUUUUUCUUUUUGUAAAUAUCGUACGUGUUCUGGCCACGAAGAUCCGAGAAACGAAUGCGGGGCAUUACAACACGCAUAAACAGUACAGGAAGCUGGCUAAGUCCACGUUGGUUCUGGUUCUUGUUUUCGGUGUCCACUACAUCGUGUUUGUGGGAAUGCCGCACACGUUCACAGGUGUCGGCUGGGAGCUGCGCAUGUACUGUGAACUCUUCUUCAACUCAUUCCAGGGAUUUUUUGUGUCCAUUAUCUACUGCUUCUGCAAUGGAGAGGUCCAGACAGAAAUCCGGAAGACCUGGCUCCGCUGGACACUUGCAUUUGACUGGAAAGGUCCCGUUGUUUUGGCCAACUACCGGUAUGGGACGGUCCUGAACAGCAGCGGUGCCAGUGUCCAGUCCCAGCUGACCUCAGUGACCCGCAGUUCCGCCCUCCUCACCAGCAGGGUGUACCGCUCCGCCGCUCGGCCCAGCAUCGGCUCGCUCGCACACAGCUCGCAAAUACACACCACCCUACCUGGUUACAUCUUCAGCAACUCGGACAUCGAGAGCCUACCGCCUUCCAUUCCAGAGGAAAUCGAAGAGGAGGCCAAACACAUCAACGACAUCACGCUCAAAGGCGUUAACCACAUCACCGUACGACAGGAAGCCCUCAGCAUCUGUUUCGAAGAGAGCGGACAAAGCUCAUCCCACACGGAUUCUGAUGAUGUCAGAUGUUGUCCUGAUGACGUCACCACUACGGAAAUCUCCAAGUGCACUGAUAAAAUAUCACUGAAGGAUUCUUCAUCAGUGAGGUACAACAGCUUGGAUCAAGAGGACGAGGAAGAACUUUAAAACGCAGAUUUCGUUUAACGCGAAUUGCCGUUUGCAACCCAUUUUACUUCUGUAAUGCAAGGUAUUUACAGUUGAAACAGGAUGUUCGAUUUUAUUGUUCGGGAAUUGAUUGGAAUGUAAAAAUUUGGAGUUAUAUACCAGAAUGGAGCUAAAUUUGCUAAAAUAGUGCCUAAAUAGCUAUUUGGCUAUUUGUUAGCGUUAUCCAAUAAUGCUAAGUGAUAAAGGUCUAAGUGAAAAUGGCGUAAAAAGAAAUUCACCUUGGAAGAAGAGUAAGUUUUAAUCAAAGAAUAAAUAACAUUUUUCUUUGGAAUGACAUGCACUGAUUCACAAUAAGACCGAAAGCGUGUCUUAAAAGAAUAUUUUUCCCAAAAAUGAAAAUUUGCUGAAAAUGUACUCAACCUCA